Messenger RNA from Phymastichus coffea, 1754 nucleotides. RefSeq names its product glutathione S-transferase 1-like. The coding region runs from base 195 to 845 and encodes 216 amino acids. The record is from RefSeq and is a predicted model, not a curated record. Gene Ontology annotation, biological process: glutathione metabolic process. Lineage: Eukaryota; Metazoa; Arthropoda; Insecta; Hymenoptera; Eulophidae. Gene Ontology annotation, molecular function: glutathione transferase activity. The transcript is spliced from 6 exons.
CCACUCGAGUCACUGUACAAUUACGUACGUAGUAACCGGGACGCUCAAGGACGUAUAUAAGUGCCAAGCCCACCGAUAGUAGAUACUUAGUUUUUAACUUUGUUUGCGCGCGUCGAUACUAUUCUUCUCGUCGUGUUGUGCUAUUUGUUCUAUAGAGUUGUUUAAUUAUCUAACUUUCACUUCAAAACCUGAAAAUGCCUAUUGACCUAUAUCAUUACCCUGGCAGUGCUCCGUGUCACGCCGUACGUUUAGUUGCUGCAGCUGUAGGCGUCGAACUCAAUCUCAAACUACUAAAUCCUACGGCAGGCGAACAUCUUACGCCUGAGUUUUUGAAGAUUAAUCCACAACAUACCAUACCAACAAUCGAUGACAAUGGAUUUUAUUUAUGGGAAAGUCGGGCUAUUUGCACAUAUCUUAUCGAGAAGUACGGCAAGAACGAUUCGCUCUAUCCCAAAGAUUCAAAGCAGCGUGCUAUCGUAAACCAACGUCUCUAUUUCGAUGCAGGAACCUUCUAUCAAUCUUUUGCUCAAUACCUUUACCCACAAGUGCUUGGAGGAGAAGCAGAGAAUCCUGCUAAGCUCGAAAAGUGUAAAGAAGCUAUGGAUUAUUUGGAUAAAUUUCUAGAGGGACAAAACUACGUAGCUGGCGAUCACCUAACUGUAGCUGAUCUUAGCAUCGUUGUAAAUGCGUUAUGCUAUACUAUUAUUGAUAUCGAUAUGAACAAGUAUAAAAACAUUCAAAGGUGGAUGGAAAGAAUAGCAGCAGAAGCUCCCAAAUACCAUGAUAUUGUCGACGAAGGUUUUAAGGCUUACAAGACAUGGAUCCAGACCGCACUUAAAAAAUAAUCGAUUAAAAUCUCAUUAUGUUAAUACUUCAAAAAAUUAAUAUUUAAUCUGUUUACUAAAAUUAUUUUAUUGAAAUAAUUUCUGUGAUAACAUUGAUCCAAAGUAAAAAGAAGUCAGAUGAAACUAUAACGUAACCAAAUUGUACCGUAACAGUAAAUAUAAGAAACGUGCGAGGGCUCACCCUCAUUUACCUGAUGCCGGGGAAAAUACGCUAGAGCAUCUGGGUUUUCUCUUUUUUUUUGCGGGGCGACAAACGUGCAGUCUAGACAAAGUAAGGCCCGUUUAUGACCGCCCGAAAAGAUUCUGUCUUAGAAACAUGUGUUCCGUCUAGAGUUUGAGAAAACGUUUUGUGAGAUAAGUGAUCGCGAAAGACGCGGGCGGACUGACCGUCAGAGCUUACGAAGGGAAAAAGGAAAAGUAUACUAACACUGUGUUUGGCUCGCUUACGCCCUCGAUCCGACCCAUUGACGCGGACGUGCGUCGGGUGCGCAUCAUUGCCGUGAAGCCACCCCUUAUGGCAGCUCUAAGGAAUUAGUGCUCGGAGGCUGCAGACCCCACGGGAAGUUUGCUUCCUUGAUAUGCAUGUCACCUCGUACGGGCAAGAAAGACUUCGUGUCGACCUUGGGACCGAAGAUUGGCGGGCGGGGGAUGGGCAAAAGCAAAUAAUCAAGAAAAGGGCGUGACGGCAAUGUGCGCGCCCCUGCAAGGCCCACGAGUGGGGUAAGACUUACAAGGCGACUCUAGUCAGUCUAGCACCAGCUUCCCGCUAAGCUUGAAUUAUCGAGCUGAUCCUCCCUUGCCAUCGACGAAAAAGUUUGUCGGGAGAAACGUUAUUGCUAUCGUCGUUGUACGCUGGCUUUUUCCCGCUCGCUACCGGAUUUUUUUUAUGCCAGCCUAUAAUAAACUCGG